This is a messenger RNA of Astyanax mexicanus (Mexican tetra), 1786 nucleotides long. RefSeq lists its product as uncharacterized. Gene Ontology annotation, molecular function: GTP binding. Bases 104 to 1783 code for a protein of 559 amino acids. NCBI's taxonomy places the organism in Eukaryota, Metazoa, Chordata, Actinopteri, Characiformes, Acestrorhamphidae. The transcript has 3 exons. The record is from RefSeq and is a predicted model, not a curated record.
GUAGCCUGAGCAGCAGAUGUUCGGUCUACACCUGAAUUUACCAACUACCUGAAUGUACCGACAACAGAUUCAAAAGCGUAAUCCACAUCUUCUGUGAUCUGUGAUGAAGAAAACCAUAAUCAUGGCCACCAGACUGGGCGAUGCAUCGUCAGCUUUAAAUGAUCUAAUGCAGAAGAGUUUUGAACUCAGUCCAGGUCCACCAGCAGUGCGUCGUCUUCACACAUCAAAAAGUAAUCUAGAUGAGAGUGGCAAGAUCAGAAAGUGGACCUUUGGACAGAAAUGCUUAAAUAUGCAGACUAAAUAUAGUCUGAUGGUGGGAGAAACUGGAACAGGCAAGACCACCCUGAUCAACACCAUGGUCAAUUACUAUCUGGGGGUGAAGUUUGAGGAUAAUGUCUGGUUUGAGAUCACAGAAGAAGAAAAAAUUGAUCAAACAGAAUCUCAAACAUCUGAAAUCACUGUGUAUGAGAUCUUCUCUGAACAGAAAUCCUUCUCUCUCACCAUCAUCGACACUCCAGGAUAUGGAGACACCAGGGGAAUAGAUAAGGACAUGGAAAUUCCUCAGAAUCUGCAUAAACUGUUUCUACAUGAAACUGGAGUGAAGGAUCUGGAUGCUGUGUGUCUUGUACUGAAAGCAUCUCAGAACAGAAUCUCAGAUGCUCAACGCUACAUAUUUGAAGGGGUUCUUUCUUUAUUCGGUAAAGACAUAGGAGAGAACAUAGUGCUUUUUAUUACACACUCAGAUGGAUUACCUCCAUCAAAUGUUCUGAAAGCUGUAGAGAAAGAAAAGAUCCCCUGCUGCCACGAUGCAGAGAACCAACCUGUUCACUUCCUGUUCAACAACCGUCAGUCAGAGAAACACAGCACGGCGAAAACUAAGCGUGCUGUAAAGAUGGCUUGGGAAAUGGGGCAGGAGAGUCUGGAGGAGUUUUUUGAAUUCCUUAAAUCGAAAGUGAGAAAAAGCUUGACUUUGACUGUAAAUGUUCUAAAGGAGCGCAUCCAGCUUGAGGCCUGUGUUCAGAGUUUGAACGAACGCAUUGAGUUCAUCGAGGCAAAACAGAGAGAAUUGGCUGGAGUUCAGAACGCUCUGAAACACAACAAAGAACAGAUUGAGAGAGAUAGAAAUCACUGUUUUACUAUAACAGUGGUUUACAAAGAGAAAGUUGACAUUACAGAUGUUCCAUGGUGGAACAGGAAGGCAACCUGCUGCGAGGAGUGUGAGGAGAACUGCCAUGAGUUCGGCUGCUGGCUUGCCCCAUUUGCCAAGUGGUGCGAAGUCAUAGAAAGUGACCACUGCACUGUGUGCAAGUGUCACUACAGCAAACAUAAAAAAGAGGCCAAGAAAUAUGUCGCAAAGAAAAAAGAGAAAACAGUCACAUUUAAUGAGCUAAAAAACGAAUACAGCAACAAAAACGUCCCUCAUGAAAAAAGUGCUUUCAAAAAGGUGGAAACUGAGCAUGAAAAAAAGCUGAAAGUCACAGAGGACAUGAUGAACCUAGAAAGCAGCCUAAAAAAACUCCUGGCUAGGAAAGAACAAGAGAAAAACAGUUCAGUGAAAGAAGCCUAUGAAGCAAUCAUAAAACUGUCUCAGAUUGCACUGAAACCAGAUUCUGCGUUCACCCUUCGACACCUUGAUUUCCUGAUUCCUCGUGUUAAAGAAGCUGGAGAAGCAGAGUGCGCUCAGAAACUAAGGAACCUCCAGAAAGAUGCAGCUAAAGAAUCAACUACAUCUACAGUGUGGUAUUUAAACAGCAUGAUGAAGGGUUUCUUCAGUAGAAAAUAACAA